CCAUUCUGUUUUGUUUUUAAAUGACUACUCCUAGUCACUUCAUUUUUCACCUGCCACAAGAUGUCAUGUCUUUCUCGUAACAGGCUGGCCUGAUCAGAGAUCGGUUUUUGUCGGACUCCCGGCCUGCCACUUGCGUUUGUCCACACAGAGAGCAACAGUGGCUUUAAAUUGCUAAUGAGUAUGUUAAGCGCAGGUUUUCUUUAUUCGUGUGGAGAAAUGACUUCUUCAGAAGUCUGGAAAAAAAUACUUUUAGGGACUCAGUAACUCGCCAGCAACGGUCGAAAAAUAAUUUGCAGAAAGCAUACAAAGAACUACAGUGGUGUUGGAGCGGAGCCACUUAGUCGCGCUUAUUAGAUCAUACGGACCGGCAGUGGAUAUGUCCCACCCCAUCCCUAAGGAGGGCGUCGAAGUGUGAGACUGCAGAAAAAAUAGCUCACUUGACCUGCUGCGCGGCACAGAACCAUAGCGGAAACGCGUUGUCUAGAGUGAUCUUAGGGUCUGCGGUAUCACCACCGCACACCACCGUUGAGAUCGUACGUUGUUAAUGGAAAAUCUGAAACUUUGGGGGAACCUUCGAUCCCUCUAUCCCUGGAUGUGUGAUUCUAGCACUGCACGUAACUGCAAGUGUGAUUAAAGUGUACAUUGCGAGCCCUUCACGAGGAUGGAAAGAGUGAAACUGUGCACCCUCUCUACUCUUAUAAUUUUGUUACAGAGUCCCAGCACUCUCCAAGUCACUGUGAGCAGCAAUAUGCCCAGAGUUGAGGUCCCUGAGAAUGCAGAUGCUGUCCUGUCCUGUGUAUUUAGGACAGAGAGAGACAACAACCCUCGCAUCGAGUGGAAGAAGAAGGAUAAGGAUGUGUCCUUUGUCUACUUUGAUGGAAAGUUUAGAGGUGACUUUCAUGGUCGUGCGGAGAUCGAAGGGGCAACAGUGACCCUGAAGAAGGUGACCCAGAAAGACACAGGGGAGUACCGCUGUGAGAUCAGUGCUCCUCUGGACACAGUCACCCUGGGUGAGACCAAUGUCACCCUCAAAGUGCUGGUGCCCCCCCACACCCCCUCAUGUGAGAUACCCAGUUCUGCCCUGACGGGAAGUGUCGUGGAACUGCGUUGUAAUGAUAAACAGAGCGUCCCUCCUGCAAGCUACAGAUGGUACAAGGACAACGCACUGCUGACCCUCUCCCACAAGACCAAUGUCACUUACUCCCUGAACACCAUCACUGGCACACUGCGAUUUGACACUGUCUCCCGGGCCGACACGGGACAGUACCACUGCGAGGCCUUCAAUGGGCUAGGGUCCAAGAGCUGCGUGGGAAAGCACAUGCAGAUCGAUGACGUGAACAUACCAGCGAUCAUUGCUGCAGCUGUGGCAGUCAUCAUCCUCAUCUCUGUGUGCUUCCUGGGGGUCUGCUAUGCCCAUCGUCAUGGCUACUUCAGCAAAGGACACAGGGGAAGGUCCUUCUGGAUACCACAAUGUCAUGGCACCGCCCACAUCAGCAGCCAGAACCUGCACAGAGCAGACGACAUCAAUAGCUCAAACUACAACACCCCUCUACACGAUGACUUCAAACAUACCCAGUCCUUCAUGUUGUGAGGACGCACCAGACUACUGCCUUGUUAAUAUCCCAGCAGAAACACUGGACUGCACACAGCCAUCCACCAUGGGACUGACUUUAAUCAAGAUUGGGAGAUGAGAUACAGCAAUGUCUGCCAAAGACAGGUGGCAGGGAGAGAGAUUUCGCUAUAAACCUCCACUUUCCCUGCUCUGCUGUUCAGAAACAUUGCACCUCAACACUGCUGCCCAUUAACCCCCUCUACUGACCAAAUCAUGAAAUCUGCAUUCAGACUGUUCACCAGCUGUUUUCAUCAAUCCUGGGGGAAGAAAAACCAAACCUACAAGACCAGUGUUCCUUUCAAGCUUGGCUUCCUGCAUCUUCACUGAGUUUACAAAUGGAGAAGACACCUGAUGAAAUAAUAUACAACAAAAUGUUUUUGACUCAAAGUGACAAAAAAGAGCCCUGCCCUGCUUCACUUUAGUCUAUCCUCUUAACCGAUGUUACCACACCCAGAUUACCAAGAAGGUAAUGAAAUUUUGAGAUAUUUUGUAAACCUCCUUUUGUGAGUGCUUUUAUAUUUUACAUUCUUGCUUUCUCAACUGCUUUAGUCACUAUAAGAAUGAACUGGAAUGGAAUUGGUUGUUUCAAUUUGAGCCCAUGAAUUAAUUGAAAUGG
Molecule: messenger RNA, 2228 nt
Organism: Megalops cyprinoides (Indo-Pacific tarpon)
Lineage: Eukaryota; Metazoa; Chordata; Actinopteri; Elopiformes; Megalopidae
Gene: jam2a
Product: junctional adhesion molecule 2a
Exons: 11
Coding region: 662-1591 (309 amino acids)
Biological process (GO): leukocyte tethering or rolling
Cellular component (GO): tight junction; cell surface; protein complex involved in cell adhesion
Source: RefSeq, a predicted model, not a curated record